AUGGGUGUAAAAGCCAUGAACUGUGACAGGAGGGAAAACAACGUCUUACUUCCCGUUCCCGGCCCUGAUUAUUCCAUCGACCACGUCAAGUACAGAUGCGAAUGUUCUGAUUGUCAAGACUCCUCAGGCAACACUCGAUCCGAUACAUCGGCUGCGUUUAAAUGGUAUUUCGAAACGGACGGUCAAGGAACUCUUCACUGCGAGGAAUGUCACUGUCAGCCCCCUUACAUACAAUCGGAGAAGAACGCUAGGCGAACGAUCAAGGACAUCCGCAAUGACGCUACGACGGGCAAGCUCGAACUCCGCCAACUUGAUCGGUCGGAUUGUUUACAUAAACAACUGGGUGGAUUUCUACAGUACUGUAAACGAGUCUUCGGCUUUGAGGUACUAGGGACCAAACAAGAAGAGAAGGCCAAGUCUAUCAAGGACAUCAAGGCCGCUCGUCUAUCUAUUGACGAUGCGGAAACUCCAAUCAGCGAAGCAUCUCGCAUUGGUGACGACUCAUUUGCCAACACUCCGUUCACCAGCGCUCUCUCUAUCGACACCAGUGCCACAAGUGUCGAUUCUCUCCCUGGCAGCGUUGCGGGUCCUAGCAAGGCGAAGCCGAUGUCGACGCCCACGCCUAUGUCAAAAUCAAGCAAGCGUAAGGCUUUAGCCCCUCUCGACUAUGAUUCUAACGCCGAGAGUCUGCAUUCGAAUCCGGGUCUCUUGUUUAUCUAG
Molecule: messenger RNA, 720 nt
Organism: Exophiala xenobiotica
Lineage: Eukaryota; Fungi; Ascomycota; Eurotiomycetes; Chaetothyriales; Herpotrichiellaceae
Exons: 2
Coding region: 1-720 (239 amino acids)
Source: RefSeq, a predicted model, not a curated record